Moneuplotes crassus is the source of this 1428-nucleotide messenger RNA. NCBI's taxonomy places the organism in Eukaryota, Ciliophora, Spirotrichea, Euplotida, Euplotidae. The record is from the annotation of a GenBank genome assembly.
AUGAAAGAUCACAAGGCAGUCAACGAGUACAACAAGAGAGGAAAUUUCAGAGAGAUCCUGAAGUUGUUCGAGUUGAACGCUCCUUUUUAUAAUGAAGGUGGACUCUCUCAGCUUAUUCCUCUGAGGUCCUCAGACAUGAGAAAUAGUAGUCCAAAAAAAUUCAAAUACUCCUUCCUAUCCAACACGAACCGUCAUCUCAAGUCCAUGACCGAGCAGAAGGGAUAUGGUCUAGCAGAGGUAGAGCAAGAUUCAAAUUCACCAAGAACUUCUGCGACAAAGAAUGGUCGUGAGACUCAGAGGAACUAUCAACAAGUGUUUAGUCCUAAAGCUCUCAAAGAUGGUCUUGAUAAAAUAUGAUACUAUAAUUUAGCCAAGAAAAGACUAUUUUCAUCGCAAACUAAACGUAGAAACCCCAAGCCAAAAAUCCAAAAGAGCAGAAAAGUGCUCAAAACCCAAGCCAAGAGAAGAGAUAGAGCUGCUCUUAACGAAUACUUUGCAAUUCAGAGUCAGAACAGGAUCAGUCCUGAGCCGUCAUCUAAAGGAGAUUGUAGCCAAAAUUUCUUUAAAAAUGGAGAAUCUAAAGAUGAAGUAGAGUUUUUGAAAAUUAAUUCUAAAAAUCUUGAAAUACCAAAAUAGCCUGAACAAAAUAGACCCAUUCACAAGGCUCAAGAACAAGGUCAUACUUAAAAAGAUUCAUAACUCGAUCUACAAGCUCUCAGUCAGGGAUAGGUUAUCUCCAGGGAAGCUAUGGGAAGAUACAGGCAGCAUCGUGUUAGACUCAACAGUUUCCAGAAAUGAUAGAAAAGCAGCUGGCCUUAACCGUAUCCAGAUUCAAGAGCAACAGAUUUAUAACCAAAAUUCACCUGAUACUAAGAUUCUAAUCAGGAACUAUGAAAAUAAGAAGACAAUACCACUUACUUUAAAAAACACUAAUGGGAAAAUAUCCAGGAACAUUUAAUGAACUUUAUGAAACAAGUCCUCAAAAACCCUGAUGCAAAUCUAGGAGAAGAAUUAACACAAGGUCUCAUAAGACAAGGCAGUCCGAAUUAGAGAAAUUCACACAGAGUGUUAAGCUAGAUUUUAAGAAGCCAAGGAUAAAACUUGAGUCUAUCCUUGGAAACAGUGAGACCUCGAGUACUGCUCGUGGCAGGUCAAAGAACUUCUUCUUCACCAGUAAUGAGGAUAUAUUUCAACAUGAAUCUGAAUCGAAAAAUAACCAUAAAGUUACAGAGGAUACUGUGAGCCAAUCUGAGCUUAUGACCAGUCCUAAAUUCAAAAGAAUUAACGGAACUUUAAAGCUUAUUAAUGAGAAAGAGCCUCAACCUAAUACCCAAAAGUCCAUCUGUGAGAAGUGCUAUAAGGUAUACAAAAUGUUCUGCAGCCAAUAGUCCUUCUCCUAAAAAUAACUCAGCUAGGAGGUUCAAUUCC